This is a messenger RNA of Linum tenue, 2881 nucleotides long. NCBI's taxonomy places the organism in Eukaryota, Viridiplantae, Streptophyta, Magnoliopsida, Malpighiales, Linaceae. The record is from the annotation of a GenBank genome assembly.
CAGCCAGAAAAGAAAAAAACGAAAAAUCUCUGCACCUCACGCACUCUGCCCGAAGCUCCAUUGUCGCUGCCAUUCCAAAAAGAGGCAAAAGCUCUGUUCCUCCACCGCUGCCACCUCCAGCUCCUCCCCCACUCCCCCCCACAAGAGAGAGAGAGAGAAAGAAAAAGGCAAAGCUUUCAUCUUUGCAAUGAAAGAACCCAGAAAAAAGCUUGGAGCCAGAGCAGCCUAGUAAAAUGGUGUCACUUUGAAGAGCUGCAUAGCAUAGCCCCCCCUCACCCAAACCCAAACCAGAACAAAAACGAAACCCAUUCAUUCCCUUCCACGUUGAAAGCAACUCAUCACACAGCAAGAAAAAUGAUGGAACAGAAGAGAGCAGAACAAACCAGUGUUUCUUUCCUCUCCUUCCUCUGAUUCUUCUCCCUCCCCUGUUACUUGUUUCUAAACUACUCUGCCUCUCUCUACCCAUCUCUCUGUUUUUGGGUUGGAUCUGGAAGGAGCAAAAAUGGGUUGCUUUUACUCUCGGCUGGAGAGAGAGGAAAUGGUGUCGAGAUGCAAGUCCAGGAAGAGAUACAUGAAACAGCUGGUGGAAGCUCGACAAGCCAUGGCUAAUUCCCACGCAAUGUACCUUCGCGCACUUCGCUCCACUGGAGCAGCCCUACUCACCUUCUCCAACAUCGAAACCAAUCUCCACCACCCCCACCUCCGCCCCAAUUACAACCACUACCACCACCGCCACCAACCGGCGAUCCCGUCCCCCUCGCCUCCUCUCCCACCGCCGCCGCCGCCUCCUCCAAUGAGCCCCAGCUCCGACACCACCUGGACCUCGAUCUCCGCUUCCCCUGCUCCGCCGCCGCCUCCGCCGCCGGUUCCUCAGUCUUCCAGCUGGGAUUUCUGGGACCCUUUUGUCCCUCCUCCGCCGUCGGCCACUCGGUCGGGGACGACCAUGGAGGAGGAAUGGGAGGAGGUCACCACCAUGACUGUCUCUGAAGCGGCGGUUACUGGCACGGCCAGCGCCAGCAUUACGGCGCCGCCAUCGAUGAUCAGUGGGUUGACGACGGCGAGCGGCAGCGGAAGUGAGCUGGCCAUGGUGGUCUCGAGGAACAGUAAAGAUCUGGUGGAGAUUGUGAAGGAAGUGGAUGAGUAUUUCCUCAAAGCAGCUGAUGGAGGAACCCAGCUCUCUCUGCUCCUCGAGCUCCCUACUUCUGGUUUCUCCGCUCAAAGCAGCAAAGGGGGUAAAGUCUAUAACUAUGGCUGCAAUUUGGCGAGUCCAGCUUCAUGGACAUGGAGUUCAAGCACCAAACUGAAUGGGUUUGGGAAAAUGGGAGACGAAAUGUCGAUUUGCAGCAACAUUGGAGACGAGAAAAAAGGAUUCAGCCAUUGCUCUACCGUGGAGAGGCUGUAUGCUUGGGAGAAGAAGCUAUUCGAGGAGGUGAAGAAUGCUGAGAGUAUAAAGUUUGAGCAUGAGAAGAAAUUGGCAUUGCUAAGGAAGCUGGAAUUGAAGAGGGCUGAUUAUUUGAAGACUGAGAAAACAAAGAAGGAAGUUGAGAAACUGGAAUCUCAAAUGAUGGUUGCUUCCCAGGCCAUUGAAUCCACCUCUACCGAGAUCAUCAAGCUGAGAGAGACUGAGCUCUACCCUCAGCUGCUUGAGCUGGUAAAAGGGCUGAUGUGCAUGUGGAGAGGCAUGUACGAGUCCCACCAGGUCCAAACCCAUAUCGUACAACAGCUCAAAUACCUCAACACAAUUCCAUCCACUGAACCCACCUCUGAGAUUCACAGGCAGGCAACCCUUCAGCUGGAGCUCCAAGUCCAACAAUGGCACCAAUCCUUCUGCAACUUGGUGAAGGCUCAGCGAGAUUACAUCCAGUCCCUUAUGGGCUGGCUGAGGCUGAGCCUGUUCCAGUUCAGCAAAACCCCAAUCUACUCCAGAACCACUCAGGAAUCCAAGAUUUACUCGCUCUGCGAGGAAUGGCACCAUGCCGUUGAUCGGAUCCCGGACAAAGUUGCUUCUGAAGGGGUCAAGAGCUUUCUGACUGUAAUCCAUGCAAUUGUAGUUCAGCAAGCGGAAGAGCAUAAGCAGAAAAAGAAGUUGGAAUCUGCGUCCAAGGAGUUUGAGAGGAAGGCGGCAGAGCUUAGGUCGCUGGAGAACAAGUAUGGAUCAUAUUCAAUCGCUGAAAGCUCAGUUACUAGUAGAAGCAAAGACCCGGUUGCUGAUAAGAGAGCCAAAGUCGAGGUGUCGAGAGCUAAGGCGGAAGAAGAGAAGAUGAAGCAUGACAAGUCAGUGAGCAUCACCAGGGCCAUGACAUUGAACAAUCUACAAAUGGGUUUCCCCCAUGUGUUUCAGGCAAUCGUCGGGUUUUCCAGCGUUUGUAUGCAUGCGUUCGAGUCAGUGUACAACCAAGCCAAAACCGGCGGCGACCCUCAGCAUGAAGUGAAGAGAAUAAUGGGCUAGCCAUACAAGAUCAAAUCAUGUUUAGGACAAGAGGAAGGCUUGGCCAAUGCUCCUUGUAAAUAGAUAGGAUAGACUUGACUGGGCAAAGGGAUUGCUCCUAUUUGGUGGACGGGAUUGAUCCAGGAAGAAACGAGUAGCUUGUGGAGAUUUUGGAGUGAUGAAGAAGAUUAGAAGUUAUGCAGCAAUAGUUUGAGGUUUGAACCCAACUCUUUCUCUUUCUGGACAAUUAGUUUCGUGUUUCUGAGUGUCAAUAUUUUUCGUUUGGCUAGUUUCUGUGCUAUGUACAAUUCUGACAACGCUCCUCCUUGAUUAUGUCAGUUUGGUAGUUGGUAAUGUUAAGCUUCCUGUCUGGAAAGGUGGUAAACUGAAGCAAAUGAUAAAAAACCCUAUUUGGAUACAUUCUUUCACACAGUCCAUUCAGAUUCAAAAUCC